This is a messenger RNA of Ilex paraguariensis (yerba mate), 294 nucleotides long. The record is from the annotation of a GenBank genome assembly. NCBI's taxonomy places the organism in Eukaryota, Viridiplantae, Streptophyta, Magnoliopsida, Aquifoliales, Aquifoliaceae.
AUGGCCUCUUGCAAGUUCUUCCUUGUGUUCAUCUUCGUCGCCUGGACAAUUUCCGGCACCGGCCAAGCUAUGGCGGCUCGUCGUCUUUUGGCACCAACUUUGCCAAAGCUGCCAUCGUUCCGGCCAUAUCUUUCCAUUCCCACCACGCCAACUUUCAAGUUUCCUCCACUGCCACCAACUACAAUUCCGACAGUCCCGGGCACUGUUCCCUACUUCAGGAGUUCUCUCUUGGCUAUUGCUGCAACCCCACCCCUACCCACCCAACCCACCAAAAGCGGGGUGAGAUUGGAAUGA